Oryza sativa Japonica Group (Japanese rice) is the source of this 1693-nucleotide messenger RNA. RefSeq names its product probable BOI-related E3 ubiquitin-protein ligase 2. Lineage: Eukaryota; Viridiplantae; Streptophyta; Magnoliopsida; Poales; Poaceae. Gene Ontology annotation, molecular function: ubiquitin-protein transferase activity. The record is from RefSeq and is a predicted model, not a curated record.
AUCCACGCCUCACCGCCGUAUAAAUAUAACCCUCCCUCCCCCUAACCCAUCUGCCUCCACGACUCCAUCCGUUUUCCAUUUCCACUCCUCCCCCCACCCAACUCACCAUCGCCAUUCCUUCCCUCCUUCCACCGCUCCCUCUCUCUUCCAUGGCCGUGCAGGCGCAGUACCUCUCCCACGCCUCCUUCCCCCACGACCUCUAUGGCCUCAGGGCUCUGGAGGGUGCGACGGCGGCGGGUUCUUUGUUCUUGGACGACCACGGCGGGUGCGCGCCGGCGACUCCGGCGGCGGCCGCGGCUGGGAUAGGGCACACGGUGCUGAGCGACCUUCCCCGGAGCGAGCUUACCUGCAACGACAAUAACGGCGCGGGAUACGGAUUCGUGCCGAGGAAGAGGGCGCGCCUGGAUGCGGAUGAGUCGGCCGGGGCGUUGAUGGCGGCGGCGGCGGCGCAGCAGCAGCGCAUGGUUCUUCCGCCCCAUGGCCUUGUCUUUCCCGGGGAUGUGCAGAGCAGGGCGGUGGGUUGCGGCGCCGCGUCCACCAGCGGGAGGGCUGGCAAUGCCGCCGGCCUCUCGCAGGGGCUCCUGUCUCAGCUCUAUCAUCAGGGUGUCGAGAUCGACGCGCUCGUGCGACUCGAGAGCGAGCGGAUGCGUGCGGGGCUCGAGGAGGCUCGCCGGCGUCACGUACGGGCGGUGGUGUCCACCGUCGAGCGCGCCGCGGCCGGGCGUCUCCGUGCCGCGGAGGCCGAGCUCGAGCGCGCGCGGUGCCGCAACAUGGAGCUCGAGGAGAGGCUGCGCCAGAUGACCGCCGAGGGGCAGGCGUGGCUCAGCGUCGCCAAGAGCCACGAGGCCGUCGCCGCGGGGCUCCGCGCCACCCUGGAUCAGCUCCUCCAGUCACCCUGCGCCGCCCUUGCCGUUGCCGGCGCGGCCGGCGCCGGUGGCGCCGAGGGCGACGCCGAGGACGCGCAGUCCUGCUGCUACGAGACCCCGUGCGGUGGCGACAACGCCGGCGCGGAUGACGCGGCGUCCAAGACCCCCGCCGCCGCGCUCUGCAAGGCGUGCGGCGCCGGCGAGGCGUCCAUGCUGCUGCUCCCGUGCCGGCACCUCUGCCUGUGCCGCGGCUGCGAGGCCGCCGUCGACGCCUGCCCGGUGUGCGCGGCCACCAAGAACGCCUCGCUCCAUGUCCUGCUGUCCUGAGAGCCAGCCUGGCCCGCGUCGCGCGUGGCCAAGCUCCUCGUCGUCGUCGUCGUCUUCCCCCAACCUCUCGGCCGCUCUGGCGCGCCACGGCGGCACGGCACGUGCGUCACCCCACCCAUGUGAUCUUGGCGGACACUGAGCUUUUGUUGCACGCCAGUAGAAGUCACCCACAAAGUUGCAUCUAGUUUAGGUUAAAUCCUCUUUUGUUAUUACCUGUAGGUUUACCUGUCAAUGUAAUCAGCUAACCCUACUUUGCUGUCCAUAACCCUUCACCCCCUUCUACAUGAUUAGCCCCAACUUUUUUGUGGUAAAGAAAACCCCCGAUUGUAUUCUCGAUGAAAUACAUGCAUGCACCAGGUCUAGCCUUAAAAGAAAAGCAGUGUCGACACUGUACUGUAGCACUCCAAUCUUGUGUGUACCUUUUUGGCUGGUUUGCACUAUUCCUUUUCCAUGUGAAAAGAUGCUGCAAGCCGAGAAUAUUACUGUCGCACAAAAAUCUA